GCCUUUUCACACUUCCUUGUUAGGAUCAAAACAACGCUUCUCUCUCGUUGUACCGUUUGCAAUUAUACGCACACAAUCAUAUUAGUAUUGUUUUAAGGAAAGUUUGCUUAAACACUUCUAACUGUAGGCCUACAUCACAGUAGGUUACAGCAUCAUCGUAGCAUAGUUGUUUUGAAUAGCCUAUAGCCCUAUUAACAGCAAACACUUUGCAGAUAAUCGUGUUGUCGCCUCGGUAUAUUGAUCGAUGGGGCAAUUAGGUUCGUAAUAUCAUAAAAAAGGUUUAGCAGGAAGGUCAUUGCAUGGUCAACAGCAUGCAAGGAUCUGCAGGGACACAACAGCCCAAGUCAAAAGCCAUCUAGAACAAUCAACAUCCAUACAUUCUGUAUACCCACCAGGAGUGUAUGAGUCUCCUCAAGCAUGGAGAUGGGAGCUUUUGCAGCUAUCGUUGUUUUCUGUGGGUUGAUGCCUCUGGCUUUUGGUGUACCCCCUACUUGGAAACAGCCUGAACAGGUGCACUUAUCCUAUGCAGGGGUCCCAGGCUCCAUGGUAGUCACCUGGACCACCUUCAGCGAGGCAGACAGCGUGGUGGAGUACAGUAUCUGGGCAGGGAAGCUCUUUGAGCUGACAGCGAAGGGCCAGGCCACGCUUUUUAUGGAUGGAGGCUCAGAGAAGAGGAAGCUUUUCAUCCACAGAGUCACGCUGACAGACCUGAAACCUGCUGUUUCCUAUGUGUACCACUGUGGUAGUGACUCUGGCUGGAGCGACAUCUUCUACUUCACGGCACUGAAGGAGGGUGUGGGGUGGAGCCCGCGGUUCGCCCUGUUUGGGGACUUGGGUAACGACAACCCCCAGUCUCUGGCCCGUCUGCAGAAGGACACCCAGAUCAGGAUGUAUGACGCCAUCCUGCACAUCGGGGAUUUUGCCUAUGACAUGGAAGAGGAUAACGCACGGAUCGGGGACCAGUUCAUGCGUCAGGUGGAGUCGAUCGCAGCCUACGUACCGUACAUGACCUGUCCUGGCAAUCACGAGAAUGCCUACAACUUCUCCAACUACCGGAAUCGCUUCAGUAUGCCAGGGAACACAGAGAGCCUGUGGUACAGCUGGAACAUAGGACCUGUCCACAUCAUUUCCUUCUCCACAGAGGUCUACUUCUUUAUCAAAUCUGGCCUGGAUCUCCUCUUUAAACAGUAUGAGUGGCUGCAGAAGGAUCUGGAGGAGGCAAACAGGCCGGAGAACCGAGCCCAGAGGCCGUGGAUCAUCACCAUGGGCCACAGGCCAAUGUACUGCUCCAACGCAGACAAGGACGACUGCACCCAGUUUAACAGCCACGUCAGGACUGGACUCAAUGACACCGACCCCCCAGCACCUGGUCUCGAGGAUCUCUUCUACAGAUAUGGUGUGGACCUGGAGGUGUGGGCCCAUGAGCACAGCUAUGAGAGGCUCUGGCCCGUCUACAACUACACAGUCUUCAAUGGGAGCAGAAACGAGCCGUAUGUGAACCCUAAAGCCCCAGUGCACAUCAUCACUGGAUCAGCUGGAUGCCGGGAGAGGAUAGACCCCUUCGUUCCCGACCCGCGGCCCUGGAGUGCCUUCCGGAGUGUGGACUAUGGCUACGCUCGGAUGCAGGUGUUCAAUUACAGCCACCUUUACCUGGAGCAGGUAUCUGAUGACCAGUAUGGGAAGGUCAUAGACAGCAUGUGGCUGGUGAAGGACCAGCAUGGCCCAGAGGCAUGGCUCUGAGGGGUCUCCAGGAAGUGGCGAUACCACAGGAAAUCGGCCCUGACCAAUCAGAGUCGCUCAGGAAAAGCAUUGGUUCACCUAAUCAAAGGUGAACUGCACUUUAGUCUCAAGAGUUGAUUUAGAAAAAUAAAAUAAAUUAUAAUUUUAUAAUAUAAUAUAAAAUAAUUUAUAUUAAAUAUAAUUAUAAAA
This is a messenger RNA of Clupea harengus (Atlantic herring), 1929 nucleotides long. It is a transcript of the gene acp7, whose product is annotated as acid phosphatase 7, tartrate resistant (putative). Lineage: Eukaryota; Metazoa; Chordata; Actinopteri; Clupeiformes; Clupeidae. Gene Ontology annotation, molecular function: acid phosphatase activity; metal ion binding. The record is from RefSeq and is a predicted model, not a curated record.